GUCUCCCAAAUUCAUUCACACAAUCAGACAUAAUAUUCAGAUGUCGACUGCCUAUGGAUUUGAGUGCAAGCCUGGAGUGACCACAUUUGAAGGCCUACCGGAGCGCAUCAUACUAUCAAAGACUGGACUGGAGGUCGAGUUUGACGUAUACCGGGACGACACGGACUUUCGGGACAUGUAUACGAUAUGGGAGGAGAUUGUGGACGAGGGGAAGACCUACCCGCAAGACACCACUACCGAGGAGUCCUUCCGCGGAUACUUUCUGUCCCACAAUUGCUUUGUGUUUCGGUUGGUCGACACUCGCCGCACAAUCGGAGGCUUUUAUAUCAAGCCUAACUUUCCCGGCCGGAGCGCACACUUAGCCAACUGCGGUCUGGCCGUCAAAAUGGAGUACCGGAGCCACGGGUUGGGCCACUAUAUGAUGGAAAGAGUCAUAAAAUACGCCAAGUUAAUCGGUUACGAGGCCCUGUAUACGAACCUGGUGUUUUGCAGUAACCCGGCUAGUAUUACUGUGUGUAAAAAGUACGGGUUCGUGGAGGUGGGCCGACUACCCCGGGCCGGUAAUCUCAAGGGACUGGGAUAUGUCGAUGCGCUGCAACUCUAUAGGGAUUUAUCUGUUUAGAAAUGUUUGUGACAUAAAAAUUUAAUUGUAUUAUUAGUGCAAUGUUCUCAUGAUUUUAAUAAAUAUGUGAAAUGAAUAUCUAAUUUCGCGAUACUUUUACAAAUACCGG
Messenger RNA from Oppiella nova, 731 nucleotides. Lineage: Eukaryota; Metazoa; Arthropoda; Arachnida; Sarcoptiformes; Oppiidae. The record is from the annotation of a GenBank genome assembly.